Messenger RNA from Caenorhabditis bovis, 1527 nucleotides. Lineage: Eukaryota; Metazoa; Nematoda; Chromadorea; Rhabditida; Rhabditidae. The record is from the annotation of a GenBank genome assembly.
AUGGUUGAGGAAGAUGAAUUUGAUCAGUACUUUGAAAAUGCUAUGGACGCGUCGUUUGAAGGAGGAAACUAUGAAGAUGACGAAUCCGAAGAUGACGAUCAAGAUAACGUUAAUACUGAAUAUGAGCUAACGAAAGAAGAGCCAGUAUCAAAAAACCCAAAGGAAUUUGCGAAAUUUUUGCAUAAAACCGAAUUCCCUGAGGAUAUUACUGGAUACUUCAAGUCAAUUAAGCUUUUUGAAAGGAAUCCGAAAAACGGAACAAUUAUUCCGACAAAAUCUUUGGGUUUCGCUGUAAAUGGAUUUUCUAUUUAUCUAUUUGGUAAAAAACGUAUUAGAAAAGCCGUGUUGAAAGGAAUUUCUCAAAUUUUUGGCUGUUACGAUAUUUUUCACUAUAUCUCGUCGCAUCUAGUAAAGCAUAUUGUGACGCUUAGGGAAUCGCAUGCGGCUGCGUGGAGCAAUCUUUUUAAUUUCAUGUCCUUCAUAAAACAUCCCAACGAUGGAGUUUCGGCGCCAUUUUUUAAAAAGUUUUGCAAACAAACCCCGUUCACAAAUCAGCAGACGAAAAAGCGGCGUCUUAUAUGGAUUUCGAAUGAUUGGGAAAAAGUCUGGUCGGCGAUUCUUCAUGCUGAAGUGAACUCGAAAAUCGCUCUUAAACUGAUUCCAUACGUCACUGAAAAUAUAUUGAGCAAAUUAAAAGAGCCAUUCAAAACUGCCGACUUUUUCUUCAAAAUGUUCGACAAAAAAGAUAUUCACGCGAUAUUAUCGCUCGGUGCCAUUUUCAAAUUGAUCACUGAGCAUAAUUUCGAAUAUCCAAAGUUUUACAACAAAGUUUAUUCGUUGAUCAAACCGUCGAUGUUUUAUAUGGAAAACAAGGAUAAAGUAUUAGUAUUAUUGGACAGUUUUCUAUCUUCAACGCACCUUCCGAUUUAUAUCGUCGCUUCAUUCAUCAAACGAUUAGCGAGAUGUCUCACAUUGGCUCCGGUUGAUGCUCAAGAACCAACACUCGGGCUGAUUCGUAAUUUGAUUAUUCGACACCCAAACUGUUACGAAUUGGUCCAUCGAGAGCUUCCCAAAACACUGUCAGAAGAUCCGUUUGAUGAUAACGAAAAUGAGUUGAGUAAAACGAAAGCCCUUGAAUCUUCGUUAUGGGAACUCAAGCUUCUUCAACAUCACUGGAAUCAAUCUGUUAGGAAAAGGGCGCAUUUUAUUGAUAAACCGAAACAAUCGAUCGAGUCAUAUGUCAGAUUCCGUUGCAUUGAUGAGCUUUUUUCGACACAUAUGGCGAAAACCUUUGGUGGAGAAGAAACAGACGCUGAGAAAUAUCAAAAACUACAGGAUGGCGAUGAUGAAGAAGAAGUGAAACCCGAAGAAAUUCCGACAAAACGAAAGAAGAAAUUUGGUGGAAAAUUCGCAGCUCGACAUGAAGAGAAGACUGUGAAACCAGUGAAUGUUAAUCAGGAUCCUCCAAGCGGAAUCAUGAAUAGAAAAAUUUCCAAUAUUGAUGUCCCACUUUUGUGGAAAAUUUAG